Messenger RNA from Suillus clintonianus, 2397 nucleotides. RefSeq lists its product as uncharacterized. NCBI's taxonomy places the organism in Eukaryota, Fungi, Basidiomycota, Agaricomycetes, Boletales, Suillaceae. The record is from RefSeq and is a predicted model, not a curated record. The coding region runs from base 40 to 2397 and encodes 785 amino acids. The transcript has 8 exons.
CUGAAUUCAGAGAACGAUUUUGAGCAUGUUGCGGCACGGAUGCGGUACUGGGUGCGGCAGCUUCCAAUCAAGCACCCACCUCGCAACGGCCUGUCUCCCUUGACAAGCUCCAUAUUACCAUGUUAUCACACUUAUCAUUGCAUCUUGAGCGAGACUCGAUGUUUGCCUGAAUGCUGUUGUUAUACAGCCCUAGUCGUAAGGAUGAUUUUGAGUUUUAUCCGUCAAUUAUUUCGGCGCGGGACGCCAUGCGAGCGUGAUACAACACAACCCAAUACCACGGGUGUGACCCAUAGUGCCAAGGAAGCCUCCGGUUGUAAUCGCACAGAAACUGUGACUGCGCAAUCUCUCACUGAUACUCCCAAUGAACAUGUUCGUGUUGAUGUUACCGUCCGUGUUUUUGACACGCAAAAUCAAAGGCUCGAGUCGCAGCACUAUACCUCGAAUGCUCACACCACUCCGACUGUACAACAACCACCCGCCCCAUCACAGCUCGCACUUGCCAACCAACCACCACCAAAUGAGGCGCGAGAUCAGCCUCAUGGAAAUGUGCGAUUUCCUAUUGACGAGCCACAUGGACGAAAGGCUACGCACACCUUUGCUGUCUCUGAACCAAGGGCACCUAAACCUCAGCCCCAGGUACCUACCAGUGGUAAUACCGAGUGGGAUGUCUGGCCUGACGGCCACAUUGUGCGCACCUACUCGCAUGAAGAUGCCAAACGGCCCGAGGUCAACAAUUUCCACGUCCACUGGGCUUGUGAGGGCGUAGGUGCUCCUCGACAUAAAGGCUCACUCGAUGCGUUACAGUGGCAAGACGGUGUGCGUAGUCGUAGACGUUGCCACGGUGUAAUUAUAUGCACCAACCAUGAAUCCAAGGGUGGAUCAUGUGCCAUUGUCAUCCGCCCUACAACGACGAAGAAACUCAUUACGAGGCAGCUUGAGACAACAUGCUUGUGUGGUGCCAUGCUCGUCCAUAAUCACUGCGGUAUAAUUUACGACCUUUUCAAAUUUGCGGGCGGUGUGUGCUUCGUUCAUCGUGGCUUUCACAACCACCUUCGCCCACCGCGACGAUUGCAUCUGACGAGAGUGGAAUCGGAUCUCUUCCAGCAAGUCAUCGAGGAGCACCCCCGCAUGGGCGCAACACAGCUUUUGAUGGGCCGCCCAGUCAAUUGCGGUCAUAUCUCCAGUGCUUCUGAACACAGCCAGGAGUUCACGGAGUUCCAGCGCCAGCAUCCUAAUUUCGUUAUUUUCCACACCUUCGAUCCCGUCGCAGUUGUCAUCACGCAGUCACCCACCAUGUUGUCGUUUCUUGUCAAGAAUCACAGUAAUGGCAUUAUAUCUGAUGCUGCCCAUGGGUUUUGGGCUGAGCGUAAUGAUCUAUUAAUCAUAAGCUCGGUCUUCAGUGAUGCUCUGCAAUGCUGGGUGCCAGGUGUAAUGACGUGGUCGAAUGGUGGCACCGAAGCACACUACCGUCAUCAUUUCCGUGCACUAUUUGAAACAAUGGCAGGGGAGUAUGAAAGGCAGAACACUCAACCUCCAGGUGAGGUUGGCGAGGGAGAUAUAGUUGAUGCUCUUUAUGGAGAUCGUAAACGUCGCCGCAUGAUCCGGCUCGGGAAAUGGACUCACACUCACGAAGUUCCCCAGCAUGAGGAUGUCAUUGCAAACUUUAGGAAUAUACCCUACAGCAUUAAUAUCGACGAAGCAUUGGCUCCUCACACUCAACUCCUUACAGAUAUUCUUGAGCAGCCGGAUCCUGUGAAGAUGCGCGACACAGUCCCAGUUCUUGGAUAUCUCGCUGACCUGUCAGAGAAAUCAGGUCGUAGGCACACUACAGUCCCGUAUUGCGGUGAUCUGUCACUCACGGACUGUGCUCAUAUUGCAAACUGGAUUUACCGAAAUGUCCCUGGUGCAGCUGAACGAAUUAUCAAUUGGCUAAACUGUGCUACAUAUGCACAUGCUUGCACUAUCGUAGUUUCGAAGCGCAAGAAAAACUUACUCCAGGAGCCAGCCGAAAAUAUCCUCAUUGAACGUCGCUCGUCAGGACCUGGCAUGGACUCAGUUCCUACUCCGGAAGAGCGAGAAAACGCGAUUCUCCAGGCUGCCUGGCUUGACCUCCAACUCAGCUAUGAUCUGACCUCGAUGGAUAUAGACGUCGACUUGGAGUGUCUUGGCAUACUGGAACAGCGGAUGUUCGAGCUCUCGUUGGCUGCAGGAGCUGCAGGAAAUGAACAAUGGGGCAAAGAUGCUGGUGCACACCAAGAGCGAUGGAAUCCCUAUGAGGGCCUCCCUGAGCACUGGAAUCAUGGCGACCGAGAUUCAUACGCACCGGAAUUUGAAGGAGAAGUAGACGUGCGUCAUCAUCGCUUUUCAUCGCGGAUCAGUCUGACAUGGUUCGACUAA